Glycine soja is the source of this 2600-nucleotide messenger RNA. Its product is annotated as UTP:RNA uridylyltransferase 1-like. The transcript is spliced from 6 exons. NCBI's taxonomy places the organism in Eukaryota, Viridiplantae, Streptophyta, Magnoliopsida, Fabales, Fabaceae. The record is from RefSeq and is a predicted model, not a curated record. Gene Ontology annotation, molecular function: RNA uridylyltransferase activity. Bases 131 to 2326 code for a protein of 731 amino acids.
UAUAUAAAGUCAGUCCCACUCUCCAAUUCCCAAACUUCCCCUCUAAGUUUCUCUCUCAAGCCUCUCUCUUUCCUUUCAACCUGCAACCCAAAACUGCCACCUCACCCUCUCCCCGCCGCCACCCGCCUCCAUGAACGGUGGUGGAGGUGACUUGCCGCCGUCCAACGGCGGCGAGUUCCUCCUCUCUCUCAUCCAACAGCGCCCCCACCACCCCCACCCGCCGCCACAGUCUCCGGCGAUAGAUCCCGCCGUCACCGCUAUUGGCCCCAUGAUCCCCGUGGCGCUGCCGCCGUGGCAAAUCGCCGGCGCCGAUCAACCCCACCACCACCAACAUACUCACCCUCACCAUCUCCCACCACCACCACCCUGGUCCCACACUCUCUCUUCUUCUUCGCCGCUUUACCCUCCGAACUUCUUCGGGUUGCCCCAUAACCCGUUUCCCCCUCCUCGGAACCACUUCCCCGUCACCGUCACCCCUAACUCCGUCACUAACGGCGUCAACGCUAACGUUAACCUCGCCCACGAUCUUCGAAAACUAGGGUUUCCAAUUGAAGAAAGCCACCACAACAAUAAUAACAACAACAACGUGGUCGAUGGUUUCGUUCAUCAUCAUCAGCAGCAGCAGCAGCAGCAGCAGCAUGAACUGAAGCUGCAGUUCGGGUCUUUACCCACGGUUGCGUAUGCCGCCGCCGAAGUUUCCUCCAAUGGUGACUCCUUGCUCAAUUUGAAGUUCAACAGAGGUGGGAAUGUGGUUCACCCCACUUCGAAUUCGAGUGGGAAUGUGGUUCUUCAGGGUAACCAUGAUGCUGUGGAGAGAGAAAGAAGAGGACUUGGGGGUUAUAUGGCUGGUGGGUCGUUACCCCCCGAGACAAGUAGGGUUGCACCAGGGUUUGGGAACAGGAUUAGAGGGAAGGGUUUGGAGGGUAGGAAUGAGAAUUUGUAUGGUAGGAGGGAAGGUGGGAGAAUGGUGUCUGGUGAGAGGAGCAAUGUGGGACUUGUUGAUCAGCUUGAUCGUCCUGGGCCACCGGCCCGGAGUCACCUCCAUUCGGGUUCGGGGAAUGAGACCAGUGGCAUUGGUGAAGUUGGUGGUAGGGAUAGUAAGCACAAGGGAAGUGGGAGAUUGAGGAUGGAGGGUUUUCCUGAGUCUGGUGGAAGGGUUGCUGAUGUUGAUGUCCUUGGGGAGCAGUUAGCUGAUUCCUUGUUGGUAGAGGAUGAGUCUGAUGACAGGACUAACUUGAGGCAACGCCGCCGAGAGAAGGAUGUUAGAUUUUUGGAUUCAAGAGGACAGCAGAUAAUGAGCCAGCGGGGAAGAAUGUACAGAAGGCAGAUGAUGUGUCGAAGGGACAUUGAUGAUUUUAAUGUUCCUUUCCUUGCAAUAUAUGGGUCUCUAAUACCUCCUGAAGAAGAAAAGCUGAAGCAAAAGCAAUUAGUAGCGAUAUUGGAGAAAUUAGUCAGCAAAGAAUGGCCAGCAUCUAAGCUAUAUCUCUAUGGAUCAUGUGCUAAUUCGUUUGGUGUUUCUAAAAGUGACAUUGAUGUUUGCCUUGCUAUUGAGGAAGCAGACAUGGAAAAAUCUAAGAUUAUAAUGAAAUUGGCGGAUAUUUUGCAAUCAGAUAAUCUGCAGAAUGUGCAGGCCUUGACACGUGCACGGGUUCCCAUAGUAAAGCUCAUGGAUCCAGUGACAGGAAUCUCUUGCGACAUAUGCAUUAACAAUCUCCUAGCUGUUGUGAAUACCAAGCUUCUUCGGGAUUAUGCACACAUAGAUCCAAGGUUGCGUCAGCUGGCUUUCAUUAUUAAACAUUGGGCUAAGUCAAGAAGAGUCAAUGAAACUUACCAUGGGACCUUGUCUAGCUAUGCGUAUGUUUUGAUGUGCAUUCAUUUUUUACAAAUGAGAAGACCUGCUAUCCUUCCAUGCUUGCAGGAGAUGGAGACAACGUAUUCUGUAACUGUGGAUGAUGUUCAUUGUGCUUACUUUGAUCAAGUUGAAAAACUUUGUGAUUUUGGUCGCCAUAACAAGGAAUCAAUUGCUCAGCUUGUGCGGGGAUUUUUCCAUUAUUGGGCAUAUUGUCAUGAUUAUGCAAAUACUGUUAUAUCUGUACGCACUGGAAGCAUAAUCAGCAAGCGAGAGAAGGACUGGACAAGAAGGAUAGGUAAUGAUCGCCAUUUGAUAUGUAUAGAGGAUCCUUUUGAAAUAUCUCAUGAUCUAGGUCGAGUGGUAGAUAAACAUAGCAUCAAAGUUCUCAGGGAAGAGUUUGAACGUGCUGCUGAAGUUAUGCAGAAUGAUCCAAAUCCAUGUAUUAAACUUUUUGAGCCCUAUGUUCCCAGUUAAUUGAUUGUUUUGAAUAUAGAUUUUAUAGGUUUGGUAAUGGACACUCAGCUUGUAAAGCUUCUUUUGUCACAUCUCAUAUAUUAACCUAGUCUCAUGUUUACAAGUGUAUUUUUUAGUUAGGGUUUUAAAUAUGCCAUCUCAAUGUAAAGAACUUUUUGGCCUUUGAUCUUUUAUUUGAAAGGCAAGAAUUUUCUGUUACGUUGAACAAGCUCCCAAGGUAUUAAAUGGCUUGUGAAUAAUUAAUUAUAUAGUCACAAUGAAAUUAUUCUAUCAA